AUGAGCCUGCAGGAAUCAGACACAGCCUGGAUGUUCAACGUCACCGAAGACAGGGCGACGAGCAUAUAUAACAAAUACCUGAGUGCAGAGGACUCUGAUCUGCAGGAAGUGGAGCACGAGCCGGAAAUAUCAGCCAAGGCCACCAAGGCAUUGGAGGAGGAUCGAGAGUCAGAAAUCGUUGCACUUUUGUGCGAUCGGAAAGCUCAAAUCCGACCCCUGUCUGACCGUCUGAGACCAGCUUUCAGCCGCAUCAAGCGCGACCGCGGUGGGAUGCGUCCAAAGCUGCUCGGUCCGAUAUAUGUGUGA
Molecule: messenger RNA, 306 nt
Organism: Fonsecaea pedrosoi CBS 271.37
Lineage: Eukaryota; Fungi; Ascomycota; Eurotiomycetes; Chaetothyriales; Herpotrichiellaceae
Exons: 1
Coding region: 1-306 (101 amino acids)
Source: RefSeq, a predicted model, not a curated record